Messenger RNA from Aaosphaeria arxii CBS 175.79, 1365 nucleotides. RefSeq lists its product as uncharacterized. The transcript is spliced from 2 exons. The record is from RefSeq and is a predicted model, not a curated record. Gene Ontology annotation, molecular function: protein binding. The coding region runs from base 1 to 1365 and encodes 454 amino acids. NCBI's taxonomy places the organism in Eukaryota, Fungi, Ascomycota, Dothideomycetes, Pleosporales.
AUGGUUGAGUUGUUGAGUGGAUGCAUCCCGGGACGUUGCCAGAAACGUCCUCAACAACCACCAAGCAUGUCUUCACUAGAAAGAGACGAAGCGACACCAACACAUCAACUUAUCCGUACAACCAUGCCAUCAUCUACGCCCAAGUCCACCAUCCCCUUGUUCGAUUUCCCUCCGGAACUCCUGAUCCAUAUCCUCUCAUUCCUACCUACGAGGUCCCUUCUCGCAUUCUCGCGGACCUCGCGCCGCGCCCACACUAUCGCCAUAUCGAGCCUGCACACUCUAAGGCUGGGGAUCCAUCCGAGCAGGGUGUCCGGCAUCAUUAGCAUGCUAGGCGCGACGCUGUGUCCGAUUCCGAAGACGGUGGAGUCGGCAUUCGACACCACAUCUGGCAGCAAAUCUGCAUCUUCACGGCGUGGUUCUGCAUCGUCGUCCAGGAUUCCGGAAUGGGAAAGGAGACGAGACUCCGCGUUCGAGUCUAUCCCCGUGCUGACUCUGCCGGUUACAUUUCCUCCGAACCGCGAUGACUAUAGCGACGAUAAAGACGACCCGUAUAAAGUGGCGGUGCUCAUACCGUUCGCCGCCUCCCAUUCAAGCGACAUUCUUCUACGCUUCCACACCGCGCUGACGUGGUCCAUCCUUACCCGUCACGGCGCCGCGCUCACCACGCUCGACUUGACACUCUGGAUCAUGACGGCUCCGGUCGCUGCGGGUAUUGCUGCCCUCCCGGCCUUGCGCACACUAUCUCUCCGCACGGAGGGUAACCCACAUGUCCGCGCCAUGCCCAGGGAACGUGCCAUUCAGCAGAGGAAGGAGCAGCAGGACGCGUGGAUGCUGCUGGCCGGUACGGCGAGGUGGAGAGGUCGAGUGAGAGCUGUGAAAAUCGAGGGUGCGAUUGGAUUCGGGGUGGAGCAGUUGGGGGAGUUGCUGGCGGGCGCAAGGAAUUGUAGGGAGCUUUGGCUUUGUAAGUGUGUUGAUUUGGGCGUCGAGGGUUGGAGGUGGAUUGGGGAGGAGUGGGAGGAAAGGAAGGGGUUGGAGGUUCUGGGGGUUAUCGGAGAAAAUGGGAAUGGGAAUAGGGUUGGAGGAGAGAUGAAUGAGGAGGCGUUGGGUUGGAUUGGUGGAUUGACGGGACUGAGGUUUUUGUGUUUGCUGGGUUGUGUUGGAGUUGAGAGUCAGAGGAUCGAGGAGGUGAAUAGGAGAGUGUGGGGGAUUCAGGAGGUCAUUCCUCCCGUACAGUACAAAGUGGUUGCUCGUACGCAGAACAAUGUCAUCGAGGUGGACCCGUCGUAUAUAGGCGAUGAUGGCGAUGAUGGCGAUGAUGGCGAUGACGGCGAUGACGGUUUUGCAUUGCCGAGAUUGGUGAGUUAG